CCUUUCACUUAAAGUUGUGGGGUUGUGACGUCAUCACCAAGCGCCCAAAGGGAAAGUACAUGACGCUUCGUUCAUGCCGCGAGCGGCGAGACAUCGAUCGACCCCGCAGUUUUGCAGACACUAUGGAUUUGCUCUGUGGUCCAUUGGGCUUGGGUGUGGUAGCAGGACUGGGCUGUGGGCUCUUCCUCGGUUGGCACCUUCGGACUCGCCUCGGCCCUUCAUCUAAAAGCCUGAUGGCAGCGAUGGGGGAAGGCACCGGUGAAGCAAGUGUGAUGGGAGAAGGAGGCGAGUUCAAGAUGAUACUAGUGGUCCGAAAUGAUCUGAAGAUGGGCAAAGGGAAAGUCGCUGCCCAGUGCUCCCAUGCUGCUGUGUCGGCUUACAAACAGGUUCAGCGCAAGAACCCUGAGCUACUCAAACAGUGGGAGUUCUGUGGCCAGCCCAAGGUGGUGGUGAAGGCCCCCGAUGAGGACACUCUGAUUAAUCUUCUGGGUCAUGCCAAAGAAGUGGGACUUCCUGUAAGCCUGAUUCAGGACGCAGGAAGGACACAAAUUGCACCAGGGUCCCGCACUGUGCUGGGUAUUGGUCCAGGCCCAGCUGAUCUGAUCGACAGUGUCACUGGGGACUUGAAGCUCUAUUAGAGUUCUGGCUUUCAUCUGUAGGACUGGCAUCCUUUUUUUUUUCUUUUUUUUGUUAAAACAAUGUAAACUAAGUUGGCCUACCAUGAGUUUAUAUUUUUAUACAACAUUGACCCAGUUGUAUGCUAAGUACUUGAAUUUUUCUUGUGCAGUUGUGGGGAUUUUGUGCUCUUACCCUAUCACAUACAGAUCAGCUGACUCUUAGUAGUGAGAACGGCUUCAUGUUCUGUGACAGUGGGAAAAACCCCAAACACUGUAUGCUAAGGCCUGUAUCUGGAAACAUGAUGCUCAGAACAAAUAAAUGAUUGUUGAUCUUUCUAGAAUCACAGUGACAAUAGACCUCGUCAUUGCAGGAAAAACAGAGGUGUUACUAAUAACAUCAUCAAUGGCUUAGGUCUAUUAAGCGUCCAAGUAAGGCAUGACGGUGAGCCAGCGUGCAAAAUAGCAGUGCCUUGGAAUUGGUUAAAAGGAAUGGCAUGCAGGUAUUACUGUUUUUGAUUACACCAAUGCUUGUCUUGCUGUGACAUGUCAGGAUGUAUGUCUGCUGUGAAAAAGGUCUGUACUGACUAUGGUCCCAAAUGCUGUUCUCUUAAGAAAUAAAUUGAGAAAAAUAUCUUUUAUAAUCUCACAAAAUGCAUUCUUAAUAAAAAAAUAUCCUUUUAAGUUUU
This is a messenger RNA of Dicentrarchus labrax (European seabass), 1303 nucleotides long. RefSeq names its product peptidyl-tRNA hydrolase 2 (gene ptrh2). Gene Ontology annotation, biological process: positive regulation of anoikis; negative regulation of anoikis. Gene Ontology annotation, molecular function: peptidyl-tRNA hydrolase activity. Gene Ontology annotation, cellular component: mitochondrion; cytosol. The transcript has 2 exons. The record is from RefSeq and is a predicted model, not a curated record. Lineage: Eukaryota; Metazoa; Chordata; Actinopteri; Moronidae. The coding region runs from base 60 to 638 and encodes 192 amino acids.